ACCUUGGGCAUCUACGAGUGGUCUCGUCUGGCGUUGGCGGGUGGUGGCGGGUUUAUGGGCGGUGGGGAUCCUGAUGGCGAUGGAAUCGAAGCAAGGAGGCCUUCGUGGCAUGUUCAAUCCAUAUUCCUCAGCAGAUCCUUCGAUUAAUGUACCUGUGUCUUCGUCUCCCGGGCUUGCACAAAUAUCGCCGUACCUCAACUUUGAUCCAUCAUACCUCGGUGCCACACAGCCAGAGUUCAUCUUCCCUGAAGGAGCCUCAAAGCAGCGGGGCCGGUUUGAAGUGGCCUUCUCUCAGAUAGGAGGUGGCUGCCUGGGCGGCGGCCUGUACGGCGGCGCCAUCGGUCUGUUCAGCGGCAUACGGGACACGCAGCUGGCCGGCCACACGGGCGCCGUGCGCCGCACACAAAUGAUCAACUACGUGAUGAAGCGGGGCGCGGCGUCCGCGAACACUGUCGGCGUGAUGGCCGUCAUGUACUUCUCCUUCGGCGUGCUGCUGUCAUGGGCGCGGGGCACCGACGACGAGCUGAACACGCUGACGGCCGGCACAGCCACCGGCCUGCUCUAUAAGUCGUCAGCUGGCGCGCGCCGCUGUCUGAUGGGCGGCGGGGUGGGCCUGGGACUGGCAGCCGCCUACUGUCUGGCCACCUCGCGAGAUCGGCUUCAAAGCCUGCGCACCUACAGCUAGUCCGUCCGCCCCGACCGUCAUCCAGUCAUGGUGUGUACCGCCGUGGCCGGCGUUCCCAUGGAGCGGCCGGCCCAGAACCGUACCGCCAUUGGCUGCCGACUGUGACAAAGCGCUGCAGUGGGUUGUGCGGCCCAGGCUGGACGGCUGUCGUUUGUGUUGGUCAAAGUUGGACGCUGUCAUUGGGUGUCCGAUUCGAUGUUUGGUGGCCUCUGGCCGUACGUUGCCUGCUUGGAUGUUGCCAUUGACUGCCGGCUUCGGACGGCCGUGGCUGGCUGGAAGGCUCAGGGUCGAGUGUGGGCUGUAUGUGUCAAGACCGGAGCCCCCGCUUGUGGCCGACUCGCUGCGCUGUGAUAUGAGACGCCCGGUAAACGGCGCAGCCGGCGGCAAGACUGCUUCGCCAUAGGGUCGGCCGCUGGCUCCGCCCAGCGUAAACCAAGAACGAAUAAAAAUAGCAAAACGGA
Messenger RNA from Pollicipes pollicipes, 1146 nucleotides. Its product is annotated as mitochondrial import inner membrane translocase subunit Tim23. Gene Ontology annotation, cellular component: TIM23 mitochondrial import inner membrane translocase complex. Gene Ontology annotation, molecular function: transmembrane protein transporter activity. The coding region runs from base 74 to 685 and encodes 203 amino acids. The record is from RefSeq and is a predicted model, not a curated record. Lineage: Eukaryota; Metazoa; Arthropoda; Thecostraca; Pollicipedomorpha; Pollicipedidae. Gene Ontology annotation, biological process: protein import into mitochondrial matrix. The transcript has 5 exons.